Messenger RNA from Anopheles coustani, 1152 nucleotides. Its product is annotated as ADP-ribosylhydrolase ARH3-like. The record is from RefSeq and is a predicted model, not a curated record. The coding region runs from base 35 to 1069 and encodes 344 amino acids. NCBI's taxonomy places the organism in Eukaryota, Metazoa, Arthropoda, Insecta, Diptera, Culicidae. Gene Ontology annotation, cellular component: mitochondrion; nucleus. The transcript has 3 exons.
GUUAAAUAGUUACAUAGUGAAUACACAAUUUGAAAUGUUAGCGAAAUUUCGGGGCACCCUGCUUGGGGCACUCGUGGGCGAUUGCUGCGGAGCUCCAUUCGAAGGUCAACUGAUGGACAGUGGUUCAAAAUUGAUCUUGAGAAAAAAUUUGGACAAAUUGGAAGGGCCUGCUUUCAAAGCACCUUACAAAAAGUAUACUGACGAUACGGCGAUGACCUUGCAAGUCACCAAGACGCUACUCGACCCGAAUGGAUUCUCCCAGAAGCUGUUGGCAAAGAAUUUCGUCGUCGAAUUCUUCAAGGAAUCCAACCGAGGUUAUGGGGCCGCUAUCGGAGAAGUUUUCCGAAAGCUUCGACUGACCAAAGUGUCCGACCCGACGGGUCCCGCAAUGGCACAAUUUAACGGCAGUGGAUCAUAUGGAAACGGUGCAGCCAUGAGGGUUUCGCCGGUUGCGCUGUACUGUGUCAACAAAAGUGUGUCCGACCUGGUUAAGUUGGUAACGGACACGGCUACGGUUACGCAUACGAAUGUGCUCGGGGUGAAUGGCGCUGUUCUGCAAGCUUUAGCCAUCCGGCAGAGUUUAUUACUGAAACCUGAUGAGCCAUUCUGUUGGAAAGCGUAUCUUGAGGCGCUCAAAAAAGACAUAGUCGAGGUGGAAAAGGAAAACGAUCCCGAUCUAGAUGCGAACCCCAAUGCGUAUGAAAUGCAACUGAAGAACAUGGAAAAACUGUUGGACAAUACCGUCGAGGCAUCCGAUGAGAAUGUUUUGAAUCUCUUGGGACACAGUGUGGCGGCUUUAUACUCCGUCCCAACCGCCAUCUAUUGCUUUUUACGACACACGAAAGCAACUGCGGACGACCCGACCGGAAAAGCUUUUCGCCACACGCUAGAGUACGCCAUUUCACUCGGUGGCGAUUGUGACACAAUCGGGAGUAUGGCAUGUGCGAUAAGUGGAGCUUAUUAUGGAGAUUCCGUUAUCUCACCAGCAUUGCUGAAACACUGCGAAAGUGCCGACAAUAUCAGUGCUCUCGCAGAACAAUUGUACAAGGUAGUCGAAUCAAAAUCGUAAUCUCUGCUGGAGAAUGUUUGAAGUCGGCUCGGUCACAAAAUGUAGGUAUAAUUGCGAAAUAAAUAGAUCAGAAGGACAAGUUU